This is a messenger RNA of Gorilla gorilla gorilla (western lowland gorilla), 531 nucleotides long. It is a transcript of the gene LCE3C, whose product is annotated as late cornified envelope 3C. NCBI's taxonomy places the organism in Eukaryota, Metazoa, Chordata, Mammalia, Primates, Hominidae. Gene Ontology annotation, biological process: epidermis development. Bases 69 to 353 code for a protein of 94 amino acids. The transcript is spliced from 2 exons. The record is from RefSeq and is a predicted model, not a curated record.
AUCCACAGCAUCCUUAGGAGCAGCCUUCUUCUCCUACCUCCUCUGCAUCUGGUAAAAUUCCUGCAAAGAUGUCCUGCCAGCAAAACCAGCAGCAGUGCCAGCCCCCUCCCAAGUGUCCCUCACCCAAGUGUCCCCCAAAGAGCCCAGCACAGUGUCUGCCUUCACCCUCUUCUGACUGUGCUCUAAGCUCCGGGGGCUGUGGCCCCAGUUCUGAAAGUGGCUGCUGCCUGAGCCACCACAGGCACUGCAGGUCCCAUCAAUGCCAGCGCCAGAGAUCCAACUCCUGUGACAGGGGCAGUGGUCAGCAAGGCGGGGGCUCCUGCUGUGGCCAUGGCUCUGGGGGCUGCUGCUGACCUGGAUCCUGAUGAUGAGACAAGUGAUCUUUGGAGGAAACAAGGAUCCCAGGGGCCCAGGAAAAGCUCCAUCCUGAUGCAUGCUUUUCCAGAUACCUUGUUCUGGCUUUCACAAGCUGAGCUGGGGGUGUUCCUGUUGAGUAUCCAAGCUGUCCCCAGAAGGUGCUUCCUGUCUGGU